AGCCAUCUUGCUCUUGCCGCGUGCUGUUGUUGGAGGACCCUCCCGGCUUCAGGUUUACCAACAGCAUGAAUCAAGAAAAGUUAGCCAAACUUCAGGCUCAGGUCCGGAUAGGGGGCAAGGGUACAGCUCGCAGAAAGAAGAAGGUGGUACAUAGAACAGCUACAGCUGAUGACAAAAAACUUCAGAGUUCUCUAAAAAAACUGGCUGUGAAUAAUAUAGCUGGUAUUGAAGAGGUGAACAUGAUUAAAGACGAUGGGACAGUUGUUAUUCAUUUCAACAAUCCCAAAGUCCAAGCUUCCCUUUCUGCUAACACCUUUGCAAUUACUGGUCAUGCAGAAGCCAAACCAAUCACAGAAAUGCUUCCUGGAAUAUUAAGUUGGCUUGGUGCUGACAGCUUAAAAAGUCUUAGGAAGUUAGCUGAACAGUUCCCUCGGCAAGUGUUGGAUAGCAAAGCACCAAAACCAGAAGACAUUGAUGAGGAGGAGGAGGAGGAGGAGGAGGAUGUUCCAGAUCUCGUAGAAAAUUUUGAUGAGGCAUCAAAGAAUGAAGCUAACUAAAAAAUUUUUUCUGGUGUUUGGAAGCUGGCAUGGACUAGAUUUAACAAAUCAGCUAUGUGGUUCCAAAGUUUUACAGACGUGGAGAACAUCAAUUGUUACUAG
Molecule: messenger RNA, 659 nt
Organism: Lynx canadensis (Canada lynx)
Lineage: Eukaryota; Metazoa; Chordata; Mammalia; Carnivora; Felidae
Product: transcription factor BTF3 homolog 4-like
Source: RefSeq, a predicted model, not a curated record